AUGAAAAGCACUCGUGAUACACAUAGAUUUUCUGCAACAACAUCACGUUUUCUUUUACCAACUUUUCGUCGUCCAUGUUAUUUAGACAUCAUCAAAACGAAUGUACCUAAAUCAUUAAAUAAAUCAAAUAUAUUUCAUAAAUGGACAGAAGAAGGACAAGCACCAUAUUAUACAAUAAUUAAUGAUGCUCUUCUAUCCGAUAAUUAUAAUAUUUUAAAUCAAAAUAUGAUUUAUAUCAAUAAUCUACGUGAAGCUAUUAAAGAAAAUCUUCAUCAAGACUCAAUUAAAGUUUAUCGUAAUCUUAAAUUCUGUUCAACUUAUGUAAAAGAUGAAUAUAAAGAAGGUAUGACAUUUCUUUGGCCAACAUUUUCUAGCACAUCACGUAAUAAAGAUGUAGCAUCAACAUUUGGUAAUUAUACAUUUGAAAUUAAUGCAUCAACAAAUGAUUUUACAUAUCGUACAGAUAUUAGUAUGUAUUCAAAAUAUUCAUAUGAACAAGAAGUUUUAUUUUAUCCGUAUAGUGGAUUUCGUGUAAAAAAAAUUAUUCCAGAUGCUCGAAUUAUACAAUUAGAAUGUGUGGAUACAAUUGAAGUGGAAUCAAACUCUCGAAUAUUAGUUCCUGAACAAGUGAAAAUUUUUGAUGCAGAAAGAAAAAUGUUUGUUUAUUUUUAUAAAGAUAAUGAAGAUUUACAUUGGUCUCAUGCUGAUACACCAGAUCAAAUGUAUUUAAUUGGACAAAAUAUGAAUGGAUAUUGGGAUUCACAUUAUCGUUAUCAUCAUAGCAAUGGUUAUUUUGUUCAUAAGGGAAAUAAUCUGUGGGAAGAAUAUCAAAAUGAACAAUUUCAUGCUUCAUUUCAGCAGAUUUAA
Didymodactylos carnosus is the source of this 867-nucleotide messenger RNA. The record is from the annotation of a GenBank genome assembly. NCBI's taxonomy places the organism in Eukaryota, Metazoa, Rotifera, Eurotatoria, Philodinida, Philodinidae.